ACUUUCCUUCAUUUCAUUUGUCCUCUGAAGUAGUUUUCACUGCAGCUUCUGUAUCAUCAAUCUUCACCAUCUCAUCUUGGUUUUAUUUUGCUUCAUUUCUCCAGAAAAAAAAAAAAAAAAGAAAAAGAAAAAAGAAAAAGAGUUUGAUACUUUCUACUAUAUACCAUUUAUUUUCGUUGUAAUCAUCCUCUUAUUAGUUUGGUUUUGCUUUGCUCCAGUUCUUUGAAAAAAAAAAAAAAAAUAUUGUAAAGAAUGAGAUUUUCCAGUUCUUAAUUUUCUUUGCAGUCUUUUGUGUUAUUAUCCUGUAGUCUUAGUUUUACUUUGCUCCACUUCACCAAAAAAAAAAAAAAAAAAAAAAAAAAAAAAAAAAAAAAUAGUGGAAGAGAAAGGAGUAGAAGAGAAAACUGCUGCUCACACCGCUGCUCUCAUUUACUAUAGCGACUAUCCUUGAUCUGCAAAGUCAAAGGAGUAGAAGAGAAAACUGCUAAAAAAAGUGACUUGUAAGAAAGGGAAAAGAAGAAGGUAUCGUCAACUGUUUGGUUUACUGAUACUCAACAAAGAGACUAUCCUGGUGGAAAAGAAGCUGCUCUUGAAAACAAGUUUUGUCAAAAUCCAACACUGAUUUUUCUCAAGAAAACGGCGAAGACGAAUAUAUUUUGGUUCGUCCUAAACGAUGAAGUUUGUGGUGAUAUGUGAAUUGAAGUGAGAGAUGAAGAUAGGAUUGAAUUCUGGAUUGGAUUUGUUGUUGAAUUUAUGGAGGCAUAGUAGGAGUGAGUUUCAUCUUUUACCAAAAGUCAAAACCGUGUUCUUCUGGGCUAACUAAUGUAUUCAAGUUAGUGAACCAAGGAGAAUCAAUGACUUCAGCCUGAUGAAUUGUAGUUACCGAUCAGCAUAUUGACCAUCCUUGACCAAUUGCCUUGCAAUUCGAGUGGAGGCAGUAGAAAUAGCCUGCUUCUAUGCUUCGUUAACAAUUGGAUAGCAUAAAGAGAGUAGCCUCUUUGCUCCAGUCCAUCAAUAUCCUAAGGAGAGGUAAUUUCCAUAUUGAGUUUGAAGCUACUUCCACGCACACCACCCAAAAAGAAAAAGGACAAAACAAAAGGGAGAAUGGGAUAGAAAGAUAUUGAAACGAGAAUGGCCAUUGUUAGUGUGGUUGUUGCUAUAACUGUUGUGAUUGUUAAUAUGAUUUCAGAAGAAACUGUCAAGUUCAUUGGACAGUGGCUCAUCGAGAACAUGGUUAAGCCAGUUGGACAGUUGCUCAUCGAGAAACUGGUUAAACCAAUUGGACAGUGGCUAGGUUAUUUGUUUCACUACAGCCGCAACAUAGAGAAUAUGAAGGAACAGGUAAAGAAGUUGAGGGACUUUAGAGAAAGGGUGCCACUGCCGCAUUCGGUUGAUGCUGCUACAAGAAACAUUGUAGAAAUUGAAACUGAUGUUAACAAGUGGUUAAAAAAUGCGGAUUUGAUUAUGAGAGAGGCCAAGCAAGUUAUUGAAGAUGAAGAAAAAUCAAAGAUGAGGUGUUCCCAUGCGAUAUGCCUGAACUUGAAGCAACGACAUCAGCAAAGUAAGAUAGCAAAGAAGAUAGUGCAAGACAUCAAUGAAGUCUUGAAAAACUGGAGAUCUGAUAAGGUAUACAUGAACUUUGGGUUAAGAAUGGCAACUGCGAAGGAACUUAUGGUGGCAUUAGGAGACGCUAAUUUCAACAUGAUUGGGGUGUGGGGGAUGCCGGGUGUGGGAAAGACUACAUUGGUGAGAAAAGUUGCUGAGCAAGUCAAGGAAGAAAAGCUAUUCGAUGAGGUAGCUAUAGCAACCGUGACGAAGAGCCCAAACCUAAUAAAAAUACAAGGAGAAAUCGCUGACAAACUAGAUCUAAAGCUUGAUAAGGAAACUUCAAGCGGAAGAGCAGAUCUUCUGAGGGCGAGGUUAACGAAAGAAAAUAAUAAGAAGAUACUUGUUAUCCUAGAUGAUAUAUGGGAGAAACUUGAUUUGGAUGAAAUAGGAAUUCCUCAUACGGGUUGCAAAGUAGUGUUAACAUCUAGGAAUAAGGAUGUAUUAUCUUCUGAGAUGGGCACCCAAAAGGAUUUUGGACUUGAAGUUUUACUCAAAAAAGAAGCAUGGUGUUUAUUUGAGAAAUUAUUAGGUGAUUCUCUCGUGGAUUCAAAUUUGCGAUCUAAAGCAAUUGAGGUAUCCACAGCGUGUGCAGGUCUACCUCUCGCACUUGUAACAGUUGCAAAGGCAUUAAAAAACAAGCGUUUGUUUGAAUGGGAAGAUGCGCUACAAAAACUACGGAGGCCCGCCCCUCGAAACCAGAAAAGAAUGCAAGAGGUUAUAUAUUCUGCGAUAAAGUUGAGUUACGAUCACCUUGAAAGUCCAGAGCUCAAAUCGUUCUUUUUGUUUUGUGCUCAAAAUCAAGGGUUUUCUUCCAUUUUUUAUCAAGACGUGUUAAAAAAAUGUUUUGGGCUGCGUUUAUUUCAUGGCAUUAGUACAUUGGAAGAAGCAAGAAAUAGGACAUACACUCUGGUUCGUAGCCUCAAAGACUCUGGCUUAUUGUUAGAUGCUCCUGAAACUAGUGAUCAAUUUCGUGUGCAUGAUCUUACUCGUGAUGUUGCCCUCUUAAUUGCAUAUGAGACUCAAAAUGUGUUGACGAUGAGGAACGAGGGUCUAGUAGAAUGGCCAGAUGAGGACGAUAUGAAAAUGUGCACAUCAAUCUUUGUUUAUAAAAGGGAUAUUCAGGAACUUCCUGACAGGUUGGAAUGUCCAGAACUAAGAUGCUUACUUGUGGAUGCCAAAGAUCGAGAGAGUUCUUUUAAAAUUUCAGACACAUUUUUUAAAGGGAUGAGAAAAUUAAAAGUUUUAGAUUUGACUUAUAUGCGACUUUCAUCACUUCCUUCCUCACUUAAGCUACUUACAAACUUGCGAACAUUGUGCCUGGAUCAAUGUGUGUUGGGAGACAUAGCUAUGAUUGGAGAGAUGAAAAAUUUAGAAAUUCUUAGUCUCAUCCGCUCUGAAUUUGAACAGCUGCCAAGAGAAAUAGGGCUUUUGACUAAUCUGCGGAUGUUGGAUUUGAGCAAUUGUAAGAAGCUUCAGGUGAUUCCAGCCAACGUCCUAUCACGCUUGAUACUAUUGGAAGAGUUAUAUGUUGGCAAUAGCUUCACUCAGUGGGAGGUUGAAGGACUCAACAAUGAAAGAGCUAGCCUUGCAGAGCUAAAGCAUUUGUCACGAUUGAGCACUUUAGAAUUACACAUUCCAGAUGCCAACAUGAUGCCAAAAGAUUUGUUAUUUGAGAAGUUGAAAAGAUACAGAAUCUUUAUAGGAGAUGUGUGGGAUUGGUCUGACAAACAUGAAAACUCAAGAGUACUAAAACUCAAGCUGAAUACAUGCAAUCAAUUGGAGAGUGGGAUCGAAAUGUUGUUUAAUGGAAUAGAAGACCUGUGUUUGGACGAGUUAAAUGGUGUUAAGAGUAUUGUAUAUGAAUUGGAUAUGAAAGGCUUCCAACAACUAAAGCAUCUCCAUGUCCAAAACAAUGCUGAGAUUAAAUAUAUCAUCCACUCAAGGGGGUUGGUUAUUGAUGAUGUUGUAUUUCCUGCCUUAAAGAUAUUUUCUCUCAAAAACAUGAUCAACUUGGAAGGAAUAUGUGAUGCCCAACUUCCCUUGACAUCCUUUCGUGACAUAAGAAUUAUGAAAGUGGAACAUUGUGAGAAACUGAAAUUUGUCUUCUUGUCAUCCAUAGCUAAGGGUCUUUCACAACUUCAAGAAUUGGAGAUAAAAGAAUGCAACAUCAUGCGAGCAAUAGUUGUUAAAGAAGAUGGUGAACUUGAAGAUAGAGAUAUGAUAUUGUUCCCUCAACUACGUCACUUGAAACUACAAUGUCUUCCAAAGCUCAUGAGCUUCUUAAGCACACAGAAUUCUAUCAUAACUGAUGUUGGAGAAAUAAUUCACGAGGGUGAGCUGGAUUUUCAGGAGAUGCCACAUACAGGCAUGCAACCUCUCUUUAAUGAAGAGGUUGUGUUCCCCAACUUGGAAAAGUUGGAACUGUCCUCUAUACACUUCGAAGAGAUACUACUACAGAACCAACAUGGGGCAAGCUCCUCUUUCAAAUUAACAAACAUACAAACAGACUCAAGAUUUCAAAAUUUGCGUAACUUGAAGGUGACAGGCUCUGUCAAUUUAAAAUACCUAUUUUCUUCUUCUACAGCGAGAUCUAUGGUUCAGCUCAAAUUUCUUGACAUUUACGAGUGUAAGGUAAUGGAAGAGAUAAUACUCAUAGAAGACUUAGGACAAGAACAAACAAGUCCAAUGGUCUUUUUCCCUCAACUGGAAUAUCUGUUUCUAAAAGAUCUUCCCGUCCUCAAAAAAUUCUGCGUAGGAAGCAAUGUCAGAUUUCCAUACUUGAAGUAUUUGAAGAUAGAACAAUGCCCUAAACUGGAGUCAUUCAUAUUCGAACCUGUUAGUUCAGGCAUGACAGUGAGCAAAGAACUUAAGGAAGUGAAUUCAGAGGAGAUCUCUCAUAAUGCCAUGCAACCUCUCUUCAAUGAAGAGGUUGCAUUCCCUAGUUUGGAAAGAUUGUGUUUGCAUCAGUGUGUGUUGGAAGACAUAGCUAUGAUUGGAGAGCUGAGAAAUUUAAAAUUUCUUUGCCUUGUUAGCUCCAAUGUUAAACAGUUGCCGGGAGAAACAGGGCGUUUGAUUCAUUUACGGAUUUUGGAUCUGAGAAUUUGUACCGAACUUAAAGUGAUUCCACCAAAUGUCCUAUCAUGUUUGAUACAAUUAGAAGAGCUGUAUGUCGGCAAUAGCUUCACUCAGUGGGAGGUUGAAGGACACAACAAUGAAAGAGCUAGCCUUGCAGAGCUAAAGCAUUUGUCACGGUUGACUACUUUAGAAGUGCACAUUCCAGAUGCCAACAUGUUGCCAAAAGAUCUGUUAUUCGAGAAGUUGCAAAGAUACAAAAUAUUCGUAGGAGAUGUGUGGGAUUGGUCUGAUAAACAUGAAAACUCAAGAGCACUAAAACUCAAGUUGAAUACAAGCUUUCAUUUGGAGAGGGGGAUUAAAAUGUGGUUGAAUGGUAUUGAAAAUCUGUGUUUGGAUGAGUUAAAGGGUGUUAAGAGCAUCAUCUAUGAAUUAGAUAUGACAGGCUUCCAACAACUGAAGCAUCUCCAUGUCCAAAACAAUGUCGAGAUCAAGUACAUCAUCAACUCAAGAGGGAUGGUCAUCUCUGAUGUUGUCUUUCCUGUCUUGGAGAUGCUUUCUCUCAAAAACAUGAUCAACUUGGAAGAAAUAUGUCAUGGCCAAAUCCCCUCGGCAUCCUUUCGUAACUUAAGCAUUAUGAAAGUGGAACAUUGUGAGAAACUAAAAUUUAUCUUCUCGUCAACCAUAGCCAAGGGCCUUCCACAACUUCAAGAAUUGGUGAUAAAAGAAUGCAGCAUAAUGGGUGCAAUAAUCAUAAAAGAAGAGGGUGAAAUAGAAGACAGAGAUAUGAUCUUGUUCCCUCAAUUGCGUCUCUUAGAACUCCAUCAGCUUCCAAAGCUCGUGAGCCUUUUAAACACACAAAAGUCAGUCAUAAAUGAUGCUGGAGAAAUCAUUCUCGAUUGCGAGCUGGAUUUUCACAUGCCAAUCCUACAGGAACAGGUUGUGUUCCCCAACUUGGAAACGUUGGAACUGUCCUCUAUACACUCUGAAGAGAUACUACUUCAUAACCAACAUCGGGCAAGCUCCUCUUUCAAAUUAACAGUCCCGAGAUUUCAAAAUUUGCUUAACUUGAAGGUGAAAGGCUCUGGCAAUUUAAAAUACCUGUUGUCUUCCUCCACAGCGACAUUUAUGGUUCAACUCAAAGAUCUUUUCAUUGAGGACUGUAAGGUAAUGGAAGAGAUACUACUACUCACAGAGGACUUAGGAGAAGAAGAAAUAAUUCCAAAGGUGUUGUUCCGUCUACUGGAAAACCUGGUUCUAAAAGAUCUUCCAGUACUUAAAAGAUUCUGUAUAGGAACCAAUCUAAGAUUUCCAUCCUUGAAGCAUCUGUGGAUAGAACAAUGCCCUAAAUUGGAGUCAUUCAUAUUCAAACCUGUUAGUUCAGGCAUGACAUUAGGCAAAGAACUUAAGGAAGUGAAUUCAGAGGAGAUCUCUCAUGCUACCAUGCAACCUCUCUUUGAUGAAAAGGUUGCAUUCCCCAAUUUGGAGACAUUAAUAAUCUCCCAUAUGCCUAACCUGAAAAUUAUAUGGCAUGACAAAUUUGCCCCUGGCUAUUUUACAAAGCUUCAGUCCAUGAAGGUUCAAUUCUGUGAAAAUCUUAUGAAAAUCUUCCAAGUUAAUAUGCUGUCAAGAUUCCAGAGCUUGGAGUCCCUUGUAGUAGAAGAUUGUGGUUCGGUACAAGAAAUAUUUGAACUACAAGGGCAAGAAGUUACGGAAACACAAGCAAUAACAGUGACUCAGUUGAAAAAAUUAUUUAUGCAUCGUCUACCGAAGUUGAAGCGUGUAUGGAAUAAGGACCCCGAAGGAAUGUUCUCCUUUCCAAAUCUAGAAAAAAUAAGUGUUUGGGAAUGUGAGAGUUUGAAAAGUUUGUUUCCAACCUCAGUGGCCAGAUGUCUCAAGCAACUGGAAGAUCUUCGAAUAGUUGAAUGUGGGAUUGAGGAAAUUAUUGAACAAGAAGAAGGUGCAAAAGAAGAUGCCAAGUUCGUGUUCCCUAAAUUGACUCUCUUGAUACUUCGACAGUUGCCAAAACUAAAGUGGUUUUACCGGGGGGUGUAUACUUCAAAAUGGCCGUUAUUGAAAACCUUGGAGGUGUCUGGAUCAAAUAAAAUUCAAAUAUUUGCUUCAAAAGAAUUUAGAAUUGAAGAACCAGAUGAACAGAGUCAACUAGAGACAUCCAUUCAACAACCACUUUUCUUGGUUGAAGAGGUUGCAUUCCCCAAUUUGGAGACAUUAAUAAUCUCCCAUAUGCCUAACCUGAAAAUUAUAUGGCAUGACAAAUUUGCCCCUGGCUCUUUUACAAAGCUUCAGUCCAUGAAGGUUCAAUUCUGUGAAAAUCUUAUGAAAAUCUUCCAAGUUAAUAUGCUGUCAAGAUUCCAGAGCUUGGAGUCCCUUGUAGUAGAAGAUUGUGGUUCGGUACAAGAAAUAUUUGAACUACAAGGGCAAGAAGUUAUGGAAACACAUGCAAUAAUAGUGACUCAAUUGAAAAUUUUAUUUUUGCGUCGUCUACCGAUGUUGAAGCGUGUAUGGAAUAAGGACCCCCAAGGAACUUUCUCCUUUCAAAAUAUAAAGAAAAUAGAAGUUAUGGGGUGUGAGAGUUUGACGACUUUGUUUCCAACCUCAGUGGCCAGACGUCUCAAGCAACUGGAAGAUCUUCGAAUAGGUGAAUGUGGGAUUGAGGAAAUUAUAGAACAGGAAGAAGAUGCAAAAGAAGAGGCCAGGUUCAAGUUCCCUAAAUUGACUCUCUUGAUACUUCGACAGUUGCCAAAACUCAAGUGGUUUUACCGGGGGGUGCAUACUUCAGAAUGGCCGUUAUUGAAAACCUUGGAGGUGUCUGGAUCAAAUGAAAUUCAAAUAUUUGCUUCAAAAGAAUUUAGAAUCGAAGAACCAGAUGAACAGAGUCAACUAGAGACAUCCAUUCAACAACCACUUUUCUUGGUUGAAGAGGUUGCAUUCCCUAGUUUGGAAACAUUGACAAUCAUGCACAUGGAGAACUUGAAAAUCAUAUGGCACGAUCAAUUAGCUGAAGAUUCCUUUUUCAAGCUUCAAUCUCUAGUUGUUAAAUACUGUGAAAAUCUUGUGAACAUCUUUGAAUCGAAUAUGCUGACAAGAUUCCAAAGUCUAGAGAGACUUGAAGUAUGUUAUUGUGGUUCACUACAAGAAGUGUUUGAACUUCAAAGGCAAGAUGUUAGAGAAUCACAUGCUAUGACAGUCAUUCCGUUGAAAAGAUUGAUAUUGCGUGGUCUACCGAAAAUGAAGCAAGUCUGGAAUAAGGACCCCCAAGGAAUUUUCAGCUUUCAAAAUCUACAAGUAAUAAGUGUUUGGGAAUGUGAGAGUUUGAAAAUUUUGUUCCCAGCAUCUGUGGCUAGAUGUCUCAUGCAAUUGGAGAAUCUUCGGAUAGGCGAUUGUGGAGUGGAGGAAAUUGUUUCAUGUGAAGAUAUUGCAGAAGCAGAAGCAAGAUUUGUUUUCCCUAAAGUAACUCUCCUAAUGCUUCAUAAAUUGCCAAAGCUCAAGUGGUUUUGCCGAGGGGUUCAUACUUCAGAAUGGCCAUUGCUGAAAGAUUUGGAGGUGUUUGGAUGUGAUCAAAUUGAGAUAUUUACUUCAAAAAUUUUGAACUUUCAAGAAACAGUUGAACAGAGCCAACUAGAGACCUCCACUCAACAACCCCUUUUCUUGGUUGAAGAGGUUGUGUUCCCCAACUUGGAAACGUUGGAACUGUCCUCUAUACACUAUGAAGAGAUUCUACUUCACAACCAACAUCGGGCAAGCUCCUCUUUCAAAUUAAUAGAUCUGAGAUUUCAAAAUUUGCGUAACUUGAAGGUGAAAUGCUCUGGCAAUUUAAAAUACCUAUUGUCUUCUUCUAUAGCGACAUUUAUGGUUCAGCUCAAAUAUCUUGACAUUGAGGACUGUAAGGUAAUGGAAGAGGUGCUACUCACAGAAGACUUAGGAGAAGAAGAAAUAAUUCCAAAGGUGUUGUUCCCUCGACUGGAAAACCUGGUUCUAAAAGAUCUUCCAGUCCUUAAAAGAUUCUGCAUAGGAACCGAUCUAAGAUUUCCAUCCUUGAAGGAACUAUGGAUAGAAAAAUGCCCUAAAUUGGAGUCAUUCAUAUUCAAACCUACUAGUUCAACCAUGACAGUGAGCAAAGAACUUAAGGAAGUGAAUUCAGAGGAGAUCUCUCAUACUGCCGUGCAACCUCUCUUUGAUGAAAAGGUUGCAUUCCCCAAUCUGGAGACAUUGAUAAUCUCCUAUAUGCCUAACCUGAAAAUUAUAUGGCAUGACAAAUUUGCCCCUGGCUCUUUUACAAAGCUUCAGUCCAUGAAGGUUCUAUUCUGUGAAAAUCUUAUGAAAAUCUUCCAAGUUAAUAUGCUGUCUAGGUUCCAGAGCUUGGAGUCCCUUGUAGUAGAAGAUUGUGGUUCGGUACAAGAAAUAUUUGAACUACAAGGGCAAGAAAUUACAGAAACACGAGCAAUAAUAGUGACUCAGUUGAAAAAAUUAUUUAUGCAUCGUCUACCGAAGUUGAAGUGUGUAUGGAAUAAGGACCCCAAAGGAACGUUCUCCUUUCCAAAUCUACAAAAAAUAAGUGUUUGGGAAUGUGAGAGUUUGAAAAGUUUGUUUCCAACCUCAUUGGCUAGAUGUCUCAAGCAACUGGAAGAUCUUCAAAUAGCUGAAUGUGGGAUUGAGGAAAUUAUUGAACAAGAAGAAGGUGCAAAAGAAGAUGCCAGGUUCAUGUUCCCUAAAUUGACUCUCUUGAUGCUUCGACAAUUGCCAAAACUCAAGUGGUUUUACCGAGGGGUGCAUACUUCAGAAUGGCCGUUAUUGAAAACCUUGGAGGUGUCUGGAUCAAAUGAAAUUCAAAUAUUUGCUUCAAAAGAAUUUAGAAUCGAAGAACCAGAUGAACAAAGUCAACUAGAGACAUCCAUUCAACAACCACUUUUCUUGGUUGAAGAGGUUGCAUUCCCUAGUUUGAAAACAUUGACAAUCAAGCACAUGGAGAACUUGAAAAUCAUAUGGCACGAUCAAUUUGCUAAAGAUUCCUUUUUCAAGCUUCAUUCUCUAUUUGUUGAAUACUGUGAAAAUCUUGUGAACAUCUUUGAAUCUAAUAUGCUAACAAGAUUCCAAAGUCUAGAGAGACUUGAUGUAUCUUAUUGUGGUUCACUGCAAGAAGUUUUUGAACUUCAAAGGCACGAUGUUAGAGAAUCUCAUACUGUGACAGCCAUUCCGUUAAAAAGAUUGAUGUUGUGUCAUCUACCGAAAAUGAAGCAGGUAUGGAAUAAGGACCCCCAAGGAAUUUUCAACUUUCAAAAUCUACAAAAAAUAAGUGUUUCGGAAUGUGAGAGUCUGCAAAGUUUGUUCCCAGCAUCUGUGGCUAGAUUUCUCAUGGAAUUGAAGGAUCUUCGGAUAGACGAUUGUGGAGUGGAGGAAAUUGUUUCACGUGAAGAAAUUGCAGAAGCAGCAGCAAGAUUUGUUUUCCCUAAAGUGACUCUCCUAGUACUUCGUAAAUUGCCAAAGCUCAAGUGGUUUUGCCGCGGGGUGCAUACUUCAAAAUGGCCAUUGUUGAAAGAAUUGUGUGUGCGUGGAUGUGAUCAAAUUGAGAUAUUUAUUUCAAAAAUUUUGAACUUUCAAGAAACAGUGGAACAAAGCCAACUAGAGACCUCCAUUCAACAAUCCCUUUUCUUGGUUGAAGAGGGUACAUUAUUCCCUAACUUGGAGGUUUUGAUAUUGGGUGGAGAUUACAAGAUGAAGGAGAUACAACAUGACCAACUUUUUGAACAGUGCCUUUACAAAUUAAAAUUCCUUCACGUGAUCGGCCAUGUAGCAGUUUCUGAUUGGAUUACUUUUCUUAAAAGAUUACACAGUGUGGAGAAACUUUUUGUGAGUUCUAGUUCUUUGGAAGAAAUAUUCCCAUAUAAAGAGCUUUUUGACAUGGAAAACCAUGCUACAAUACUCGAACAACUUCAAGAACUAGAGUUGUCUAAACGACCUAUGUUGACACAUUUGUGGAAAGAAGACACUCAACCAAGCCCAAUUUUUCAUAAUCUGAAAAAUCUAAAAGUGUUCCUUUGUGGCGAAUUGAAAAUUUUAGUGUCAUCCUCGAUAUCUUUCAACAAUUUGACAAAUCUGAAAAUAUGGAAAUGUCAUGGAUUGAUUAAUUUAGUUACAUCCUCAACAGCCAAAAGUUUGGUACAACUUAAAAAAAUGAGUGUAAGUGAAUGCGAAAGGAUAACAGAAGUUGUAUUAGGGGAGGGAGGUGAAGCGAGUGAGGUGAUUACUUUCACACAGCUAACAUUCUUAAAACUUGAUUGCUUGCCAAACCUCUCAAGCUUUUGCUCUGGAAGUUAUUCCUUUGAGUUCCCAUCUUUGGAAGAAGUGAUUGUGAGGCAGUGCCCUGAGAUGAAGACUUUCUUUCUUGAAGCUUUAGGGACAUCAAAGCUAGAAGGAGUACAAGCAACACAAGAAGAUGAAUUUCAUUGGAAGGCUAACCUGAAUACCACCAUACGUUGGCCCUGGAAUAGAAAAUAUAAUGGGCUUUGGAAGAGCAAAUAUAAUUGGCCCUGGAACGACAAAUAUAAUUGGCUCUGGAACAGCAAAUAUAAUUGGCCCUGGAACGACUAAUAUAAUUGGCCCUGGAACAGCAAAUAUAAUACCACCACACAAUAGUUCUUUUAAGGAAGAGAAAGGGUUCAAAAUUCUAAAGAUGGAGAUCAUCCUAAAUAUGAAGUAGUGGGAACGUGACUUGUAAUUUUAGUUUGUGGUACUUGGAAUCAUGUUUCUUUCUCAUGAAAUCAUGUGCUCAAAGGGUCGUCAUCCCCAUGGUUAUGGAAAUGUAUAGAGUUCAUUCAUCUUUUAUUUAUUUGCUAUUGUUUCUUUAUUUUCUUGUUUUCCAUGUUUAGAAAAACAAGAAAAAAGAAAAAAAGGUAGCUGUAGUAGCAAUAAUAAUAGCAGUACUACUACUUGUGUGAUGCAUUUCUUUGGAGUGUUAUAAACUACCUCUUCUUGGUGUAGAAAGACCAUAUUACUAUUUGAAUGAAGUUGUGCUUAUUAUUUUGAUGAGUGUUAUAAACUAAA
Quercus robur (English oak) is the source of this 11742-nucleotide messenger RNA. RefSeq lists its product as uncharacterized. The transcript is spliced from 18 exons. The record is from RefSeq and is a predicted model, not a curated record. The coding region runs from base 1132 to 11289 and encodes 3385 amino acids. NCBI's taxonomy places the organism in Eukaryota, Viridiplantae, Streptophyta, Magnoliopsida, Fagales, Fagaceae. Gene Ontology annotation, molecular function: ADP binding; ATP hydrolysis activity.